Molecule: messenger RNA, 1259 nt
Organism: Salvia splendens (bonfire salvia)
Lineage: Eukaryota; Viridiplantae; Streptophyta; Magnoliopsida; Lamiales; Lamiaceae
Product: THO complex subunit 4D
Exons: 7
Coding region: 232-1065 (277 amino acids)
Biological process (GO): mRNA export from nucleus
Cellular component (GO): nucleus
Molecular function (GO): mRNA binding
Source: RefSeq, a predicted model, not a curated record
UUCUAUUGCGUCGUCCUAUUUUAUUUUCACCUCUGAAACCCUAGCUCCUCUUCAUAAACUCUCCUAGAUUCGUAAAUUCACGACUCGCCCUCAGAUCUCUCUCUAUUUUUGUUCAAUUGCGUGAGUUUUUUUCCUGAGGAUCUUCUAAUACCGAUAGAUCGAAGGAUUUCUUUGCGUUCCUGCCUUCUGCAAGCCGAUUCUAGUUUUCAUUACUUGAAAUCUUUGUUGUCUAUGGCCUCUUUGGAUAUGUCCUUGGACGAUAUGAUAAAGGGUAGAAAAAAUACUGUUAAAGGUGGCAGAGGGCAAGGCAGGCCGCGGCGCGGUCGAGGAGGGCCUGGAGGGUCAUCCCGAGGCGGAAGGCCUCCAUUUGGCGCUCCUCGCAGAAAUCCCCUUGGAGUGAAUGCUCGACCUUCAGCCUACACUAUUGCUAAGUCAUUCCGCAGAACCAAGAAAUUGCCAUGGCAGAGUGGUCUGAUUGAAGAAAGUCUUAAGGCAGCUGGGCUGUCAGGAUUGGAAGCUGGUACAAAGUUGUUUAUUUCGAACUUGGACGCUGGGGUUUCCAAUGAAGAUAUUAGGGAGCUGUUUUCUGAGAUCGGAGAGUUGGUUCGGUAUGCCAUUCAUUUCGACAAAAAUGGGCGCCCAAGUGGUUCAGCUGAAGUUGUUUUUGCACGACGGAGUGAUGCAUUUCAAGCACUUAAACGUUACAACAAUGUCCAAUUGGAUGGAAGGCCUAUGAAGAUAGAGAUAGUUGGUUCCAAUUCAGAGAUCCCAUUGUCGGCUCGUGUUAAUGUAGUGGGAGGAGCAAAUGGCAAGAAAAGGACAGUUGUCAUGUCGUCUGGACGUGGUCGCUCAAGAGGUGGUUUUGCACCGGCAAGUCGUGGUUCUGGACAAAGAGGUCGUGGAGGUUCUAUUACUGGACGCAGAGGUGCAGGUCGUGGCAGUGGACGUGGUCGUGGUGGAGGCCGUGGUCGCGGAGGUGCACAAUGGAGAAAGAAGGUUGAGAAAUCUGCUGAUGACCUUGACAAGGAACUCGACAGUUAUCACGCGGAGGCAAUGCAAACCUAGAGAUGGGCUCGAGCUAUUCACUUGUCGAGAUGUUUAGCUGUACAAUCUGGGUGUGCUUACAACUGCUGAAGUGUUCAAUCUUUUCAUAAUGCUUUGGAUGAUAUUUCUUUCAGUAGCUGGAUGAUGCAACUGUUAUCUUAAUAGUAAAGUUCUUUGCUUUUUAUAAAAUAAAAUACAGUAUGUUUAUAUGUUUA